Messenger RNA from Chaetomium strumarium, 1247 nucleotides. RefSeq lists its product as uncharacterized. The record is from RefSeq and is a predicted model, not a curated record. Bases 99 to 1160 code for a protein of 353 amino acids. Lineage: Eukaryota; Fungi; Ascomycota; Sordariomycetes; Sordariales; Chaetomiaceae. The transcript is spliced from 5 exons. Gene Ontology annotation, molecular function: oxidoreductase activity, acting on the CH-CH group of donors, NAD or NADP as acceptor.
UAACCCCUCAAACAGCAAAGCGCAGGGUUCCGCUCUCCUCCUAUUACACUUAAGGACAGAAACCAUUCGCCAGAUCGGAACCACGAGAGCCGCCCGCCAUGACGCGCCAAUCCCUCCAGCUCGAGCUCGCCGAGCGUCCCACGGGCCCCAUCGUCCCGGGCAAGACCUUCCGCCAGCGGCAGGUGGCCGCUCCGACCGAGUCCGACCUGGGCGACGGCCAGCUGCUGCUCGAGUGCCUGUACGUGUCGCUGGACCCGGCCAUGCGCGGCUGGCUGGACGACCGGCGCUCGUACGUGCCGCCCGUGCAGAUCGGCGAGGUGAUGCGCGCCAUGACCAUCUGCCGCGUGCUGGCGUCGCGGUCGGGCAAGGCCCGCGCCGGUGACAUCAUCACCACGUCAUCGCUGGGGAUGCGCGAGGUCGGCAUCGUGCCCGAGGCGCAGGUCGAGCCCGCCUCGAGGCUGCUCCGGGACGGCAGCGGUGCGAGGGUGACGGAUCUGCUCGGCGUGCUGGGCCUCACGGGACUGACGGCGUAUUUUGGCAUGACCAAGAUCGGCGAGCCGAAGAAGGGCGAGACCGUGGUCGUGUCGGCCGCUGCAGGCGCCACGGGCAGCGUGGCGGCGCAGAUCGCCAAGAUUGCCGGCGCGAGGGUCGUGGGCACGGCCGGCAGCGACGAGAAGUGCCGGUGGCUGACGGAGGAGCUCGGCCUGGAUGUUGCGCUCAACUACAAGGACCCCGACUUCAAGGAGAAGUUCAAGGCCGCUACGCCCAAGAUGAUUGAUGUCUUCUUCGACAAUGUUGGGGGCGAGCAGCUUGACAUGGCUUUGGGGCGGGCUAAGGCGUUUUCCCGCUUCGUGAUGUGCGGAGGCAUUUCACAGUAUAAUGCCGUCAGCAAAUCGGGACCCAUGCGGAACUUCAACAACAUCAUCGCCCAGCGGAUCAAGAUGCAAGGCUUCAUCGUCUUUGACUUUGCAAAGGAGUACGACACGGCGCUGGCGCAGCUCGCGCAGUGGUUGGCUGAGGGCAAACUCAAGCGAAAAGAGACAAUCAUCAAGGGGGGCGUCGCUGCUGCUGAAAAAGCGCUUCAGCAGCUAUUCGAGGGUGUUAACCUUGGCAAACUCUUGGUCGAGGUUAAAAAGCCCGAAGAGUCAUCACGGCUUUGACGAAAGCUUAGGGUUAUAGCAAUACCACACACCUGAUGUGAUGAGACCCGAGGUUAAUAUAUCUGCGCGGGAAGCAACCUUUACAGA